Molecule: messenger RNA, 1419 nt
Organism: Punica granatum (pomegranate)
Lineage: Eukaryota; Viridiplantae; Streptophyta; Magnoliopsida; Myrtales; Lythraceae
Source: RefSeq, a predicted model, not a curated record
CCCCUUCUUGCUUACAUCAGUGGAAACCUAAUCUUCAAUAUACCCUGAAGCCCUCUCUUUCUCGAUCAAUAUGCAGAUCUUCGUGAAAACCCUCACCGGCAAGACCAUCACUCUCGAGGUCGAGAGCUCCGAUACGAUCGACAACGUCAAGGCUAAGAUCCAGGACAAGGAAGGGAUCCCGCCGGACCAGCAGCGCUUGAUCUUCGCCGGGAAGCAGCUUGAGGACGGCCGGACAUUGGCCGACUACAACAUCCAGAAGGAGUCCACCCUGCACCUCGUCCUCCGGCUGAGGGGAGGGAUGCAGAUCUUCGUCAAGACCUUGACCGGCAAGACGAUCACUCUCGAAGUCGAGAGUUCGGACACGAUCGACAACGUCAAGGCCAAGAUCCAAGAUAAGGAAGGCAUCCCCCCGGACCAGCAGAGGCUGAUCUUCGCCGGGAAGCAGUUGGAGGACGGCCGCACCCUAGCCGAUUACAACAUCCAGAAGGAGUCGACUCUCCACCUCGUCCUCCGUCUCCGCGGCGGUAUGCAGAUCUUCGUGAAGACUCUUACUGGCAAGACGAUCACGUUGGAGGUCGAGAGCUCCGACACGAUCGACAACGUGAAGGCCAAGAUCCAAGAUAAGGAAGGCAUCCCGCCGGACCAGCAGAGGCUGAUCUUCGCUGGGAAGCAGUUGGAGGACGGCCGCACCCUAGCCGAUUACAACAUUCAGAAGGAGUCGACGCUCCACCUCGUUCUCCGUCUCCGUGGUGGUAUGCAGAUCUUCGUGAAGACUCUAACCGGCAAGACGAUCACGUUGGAGGUCGAGAGCUCUGACACGAUUGACAACGUGAAGGCCAAGAUUCAAGAUAAGGAGGGUAUUCCUCCGGAUCAGCAGCGGCUGAUCUUUGCCGGAAAGCAGCUCGAUGAUGGCAGGACCCUGGCGGAUUAUAAUAUCCAGAAGGAGUCGACCCUGCAUUUGGUGCUGAGGCUCAGAGGAGGGAUGCAGAUAUUCGUCAAGACCCUGACAGGGAAAACUAUUACGCUCGAGGUGGAGAGCUCAGACACCAUCGACAACGUGAAGGCAAAGAUUCAGGACAAGGAGGGGAUCCCGCCUGACCAGCAAAGGCUCAUCUUUGCAGGAAAGCAGCUUGAAGACGGGCGCACCCUCGCUGAUUACAAUAUCCAGAAAGAGUCCACCCUUCACCUUGUUCUCAGGCUCCGUGGUGGUGAAAUCUGAGGAGACAGUUGCAUUGUGUCCGGGUUGUUCUGUAGGUCAUCGUUGUGUAAAUUGUCUUAGUUACUAGGUCGUCUUUGUUGAUCCUUCUAUGCAGUGCCCCGGUGAAGUGCACUGCUAGAACAAGUUCUUUGAAGUAUGUUUGGUGGGUUUGAUAUUUGCAAUGAAUAAGUGUUAGUUCCAUCCAAGAAAAUUCAUCUCUA